Messenger RNA from Zingiber officinale, 1953 nucleotides. RefSeq names its product exocyst complex component EXO70H1-like. The transcript has a single exon. Gene Ontology annotation, cellular component: exocyst. The record is from RefSeq and is a predicted model, not a curated record. Gene Ontology annotation, molecular function: phosphatidylinositol-4,5-bisphosphate binding. The coding region runs from base 1 to 1953 and encodes 650 amino acids. NCBI's taxonomy places the organism in Eukaryota, Viridiplantae, Streptophyta, Magnoliopsida, Zingiberales, Zingiberaceae. Gene Ontology annotation, biological process: exocytosis.
AUGCCGCGGAAGGGAAUGCGCGGAUUCUUCUCUUCGUCUGGUCACUCGGAGCAGCGGCAGCGCGACCGCCGGCCGGCCGAGAGCUCCGUUUCGCCCUCACGCCGCACGUUCUCGGACACCUUGAUGGAGGACAACAUCGCCUCUGCGGAGCAGAUCAUUGGCCGCUGGGGCCUCGAUGUGGCCGGCUCCCUCUUCUCCGCCGCCGGCCGGCCCGAUUCCGUACACUUGCUGCGCGCCGCGGCGGAACUUCACCGCUCCAUGGUUUUCUUCUCCGAUCCCUCCGCGGAGUCCUCCGCUUCGCCCGAGGAACGAUCCGCAGCGCUGUUCCGCGCGCACGAACUCCUCGCGGCCGCCAUGCGCCGCCUCGAGCGUGAGAUGCAUCUGCUCCUCUCGGCUCAUCACUCCAUCCUCAACCCCAGAGAUUCUCUCCGCCUGCAAUAUGCCUCCUCUUCUGAUGCGUCCGACGUCGAUGAUGCCGAGGUGGACGGCAGCGGCGUCGGCGAGGCAAUGCAAGACCUUCGUGCGGUGGCCAAGACGAUGAUCUCCGCCGGCUACGGCAAGGAGUGCGUAAGGAUCUACACUACUAUGCGGAAAUCCUUCGUUGAAGAAUCCAUCUAUCGAUUGGGAUUCGACCGCAAGAAAGCUCACGUACACAAGCUCAAUUGGGCGGCGAUCGAGCCCACAAUCCAAUCUUGGCUCGCCGCCUUCCCUGUCGCCUUCAGAACACUCUUCUCCGGCGAGCGCUUCCUCUGCGACCAAGUCUUCAAAGGCUCCGACACAAUUCGAGAGUCCUGCUUCGCGGACAUCACUGGCGACGUUGCCGCCCGAAUACUCGCCUUCCCCGAGUCGGUAGCGAGGUCGAAGAGGUCGCCGGAGCAGAUUUUCCGGCUCCUUGACCUCUACGACGCCGUCUCCGAGCACUGGCCAGAUAUAGAGACUUUAUUCGCCUUCGAAUCCACCGCUGCGGUUCGGUCGCAGGCUGUCGCGUCCCUCCUCCGGCUGGCAGAGGUGGCACGGGCAACGCUGGCAGAUUUCGAGGCGGCGAUUCAGCGGGAUGCUUCCAGGUCCGCCGUCCCCGGCGGCGACGUCCACCCCCUCACCCGAUACGUCAUGAACUACGUCCUCUUCCUCUCCGACUACAAAACUACGCUCGCCGACAUCUUCGCCGACUUCCCCUUUCAGGCACCGUAUCCUCCGCCAGAGUCCCUGUUCGACGCGACGGCGGCGGCGACGCCGCCGGUGUCCCCGCCUUCCUCCUCCAUUUCCAUCGUCAACUCCUUACAUGAAAAUCCAUGGAGGUCCCCUCCCUCUUCCCCCACCGCCGCCGCAGCCGGAUCGAUUUCAGCACGAAUAGCGUGGCUCAUUCUCGUUCUCCUCUGCAAGCUCAAUGGCAGGGCGGAGCUCUACCGAGAAGCGGCGAUCUCGUACCUCUUCCUCGCCAACAACCUCCAGUACAUCGUAAGGAAGGUGAAAGAGAGCUCCCUGGCCGUUCUCCUCGGCGACGAGUGGGCGGUGCGGCACGCCGAAAACGCGAGGCACUACCUGAGGAGCUACAAGAGGCUCGCGUGGGCGAAGCUGGCCGAUGAAAUUCCCAUGGAGACGGCAGACAUGACGGCGGAGGAAGCAGAGAGACGGAUGCGGCGGUUCGACGAUGCGCUGGAGGCAGCGUGCAAGGGGCGUGCGGUGGUGUCUGACGCCGAGAUGCGGGAGCAGGUGAGGGAGUCAGUGGAGAAUAUGAUCGUCCCUCAGUACCGAGUCUUCCACGAGAGGUGCAAGGCCACUGUCGCCUCGGCGGCGGCGUUGAGGUUUUCGCCGGAGGACGUGAGGAACAAGAUCGAUGUGGUCUUCACCGGCUCGAAUGGAAGAACUUCGUCGCACGGUUCAUCUGCUUCCGGUUCAUACUCUGGCUCGACUGCUACCGGUUCAUCAAGGACAACGCACCGGUCUGAAUAA